Coturnix japonica (Japanese quail) is the source of this 1607-nucleotide messenger RNA. Lineage: Eukaryota; Metazoa; Chordata; Aves; Galliformes; Phasianidae. The record is from RefSeq and is a predicted model, not a curated record.
AACACCCAGUGGGACGAGCCUGUGCUUGCGGGCGCCGCCCCGCCGAGCUUUAAGAGCCCACCCCGAGGCGGCCCCGCGGUCACGGCCUGAGCGAGAGCGGCGACAACGAGGAGCAGCGGGGCUCCCUCAGAAACACCGUUGAAGAUCAGACGGGGAAAGAGUACAAGAGCAGUUUUUCAUGAGCCCGCAGUAACUGAGUGCUGAACUAUCGCAUCGUUUGCCCUCUCAUACUUUUCUUCUUUUUUUGGUAUAAAAGUGUGUUGUAGCGUUUGGCAUCGCCUGGUAAAUCUGCACGUGGGAAGAGUGCUGAAGGAUUGCGAUAAACUCAACUUGUGCACCCGUGUCCCUUGAAGAAGGCAGAAGACAGCUAUUUUUUCAGCCAUGGCGAGCCAGGCAUUUUCCCCAGAGGCUGCUUUCCCUCAUGGGAGGCGGAGGGAGAAAUGGGACCCCAGGCUUCUUUCAAGGGCAAGGAUUUACUUGGGAAAAAGCGAGAAUGUCUCCAGGCCUACAGCUGGUGGAGAACACCGCAGAAGAAACGGAAGAAAAAGAACAAAAUAAAACCAGGAAGAAUAGAGUUUGUCAGCGCUACUACUACCACCAGUAGUACAGUCAGACCAGAUUAUUCAAUAUUUGUUGGGGAGCUUACUCCAGAAGUGGAUGAUUUCCAGCUCUAUGACUAUUUCCUAAAGAGGUAUCCCUCGUGUCUCGACUGCAAAAUAGCGACAGACCUGCUGGGAUAUUCCAGAGGGUAUGCCUAUGUCAGAUUUGGUGAGCAAGGUGAUCAGAUGAGGGCACUGCAAGACUGCCAGAAUGCGCCAGGUCUGGGGGGAAAACGAAUCCGGCUGAGCAUAGGAAUUUCUAAAAGACUGAAAGCAGAAUUCCAGCGGUACCAGUCAUACAACUAUAAUGAUUAUUACCAAGAUUAUCAGAACUACUACUCACAGUGGAAUUAUGAUGCAUAUGCUGAGUAUAACAACUACAACUCCUAUGCUGCCUAUGAUAGCAUGCAAGCUAUUGGAGACUGCUCUUUAGGAGAUGCUGUUAUGGCACCAGCUGUUUUUGAGGAAUCUACGGCUAUGGCUGAAAUCAAUGAAGACCUACUUACUGAAGAUCCGCAAUUGUAUUUGGAUGUUGAUGAAAUGAACAGACAAUUUAUGGAGACAAGUGAAGAACUCUAUGAUUCGCUUAUGAAUUGUCACUGGCAACCUCUGGAUACGGUCACUUCCGAAAUCCCCUCUGCUAUUUAAGUGUCUUAUAUAGCAUGGCCGUUAUGACCAAGGGAUGCUCUGGACCAACCGCUUCUUUCUAGCGCUACCUCAAAGUAACGUGCAGAUAUAACUCACAGGGAAGACUGAUCAAAUGGCGAUGAUCACUAUCAUUCUGCUGGAUGCAUAUAUAUAUUUGCCUUUUUUUUUUUUUUUGUUUCGGCUCACUUUUAGCAACAAUUAACUGAAGUGACACGUGUUAACGGGCACUGACUACACCUGCAGAUAUUUCGGAGUCGUGAGUGUCAUUCAAGGCCUGUCACUUGUUUAGAAAUUGUUCUAAAUGGGAAAAACGGAAGUGAAAUAAAUAAAGCAGCGUUUGAAUUUACAGAGGAAAUUAGA